AUGCAGCUAACGACAUUGAAUCACCUCUUAUCCAGUAUUUUCUCUCCAAAGUAUCAUCGUCGCCAUGCUCCUCUUACACAGGAGCACGAUUUUUUCUUUAUUUCGUCGCAGAAAACACUGUUGAGUUAUGUACAAGCCUGGUCGGCUUAA
Messenger RNA from Plasmopara halstedii, 150 nucleotides. RefSeq lists its product as uncharacterized. The record is from RefSeq and is a predicted model, not a curated record. Bases 1 to 150 code for a protein of 49 amino acids. Lineage: Eukaryota; Oomycota; Peronosporomycetes; Peronosporales; Peronosporaceae. The transcript is spliced from 2 exons.